Messenger RNA from Cajanus cajan (pigeon pea), 4195 nucleotides. RefSeq names its product nuclear pore complex protein NUP1. Gene Ontology annotation, cellular component: nuclear envelope. NCBI's taxonomy places the organism in Eukaryota, Viridiplantae, Streptophyta, Magnoliopsida, Fabales, Fabaceae. The record is from RefSeq and is a predicted model, not a curated record. Gene Ontology annotation, biological process: poly(A)+ mRNA export from nucleus; nuclear membrane organization.
UUUUUUGUGUAUCCCCGAACUAACACACUCCCUGUGAUGGCGACGGAAGAGAACGGGAAGGCAUACGAAGGGGGAGCAGGAGGCAAGUUCCGCAAACGCUCCUUUCGCAACAGGACCCCAACGACGCCGUACGAUCGUCCCCCAACGUUCCCCACAAACCCUAACACUAACAACCGUUGGUUCUCGAAGCUGGUGGCUCCCGCUCACAGGCUCAUCACUUACAGCGCCCACUCUCUCUUCUCCUCUCUUUUCCGCAAGCGCCUUCCACCACCUUCUCCAGAAACGGAACAGGAAGUGAGGAACAAUAAUCAGGAAGAAGCUGCUUUUGUUGCAAACAAUUCAUCUGGCAUGCAACAAGAACCUGUUGGUGAAAGUGAUGCUCCAAUCAAUUCUUCUGAUGGAGGUGGAUUAACUGAACUUGAGAAACUAUUAAAGCAGAAGACUUUCACCAGAUCUGAAAUUGAUCAUUUGACAGCACUUAUGCAUUCAAGAACUGUGAACACACCUGUCGGGGAAGAAGAGAAGGGGACAGAAAUGAUUCCCUCAGAACCUAUGUUGCCUAGUGGACAAAUACAAUAUCCCAAAGCACCUGCCCAAAAUUUGAUUGAAAAUGGUCUUGUUGUAACCCCACUUGUUACUAAAAGUUUUCCUAUUGAGGAUGCUGCUUCACCCGCGGAGCUUGCAAAGUCUUACAUGGGGAGCAGGCCUUCCAAGGUAUCCACUUCAAUUUUAGGCGUGCAAACUCCUGCACUCAGGGAGGAUCCAACUCAUGUAAACAGUGAAAACUUUCCUCUUAAAUCCCCUAUUAUGUCCAUUGUGCCAAGGGCUACUAGACAUGCUGCAGUUCAUGAAAAUGGCUUUGUGACCGCAAGAUAUCGUGGCAGAUCUGCAAUAUAUAGUAUGGCUCGAACACCAUAUGCCAGAAUUUAUCUAACAUCCACUCUCAAGGGUGGUGGGCAUACUUUUGAAGGUGAGCCAUCAUCUUCAAGUCAGUCUGCAUUGGAUCAUGACAUGCUUUGUAGAUCUAAACUAGGGGCAGUAAAGCGUAGAAGUUCAGUAUUGGAUAGUGAUAUAGGAUCUGUUGGUCCUCUACGUCGAAUUCGUCAGAAGUCUAGUCUUUCAUGCUUACCUAUUUCUGGUAGCUCUUUAUCUGUUGCUAGGAGUGGAAUGAUUGUGGAUGCUGCUCAGAGACACUCUUCUUCCAUACAGAAUCCCAUUCUACUGGAUGAAGUUAAGCAUAACCAUAUGAAAUUAUCUAAAGAAAAUGUGGAUGAUGUUAUACCUAGUUCGAGCUUUUCCCCUUUCCCAUCAGAAUCCAGUAAAAUGGCUUCAAAAAUACUGCAGCAACUUGAUAAGUUUGUUUCUCCAAAAGAAAAAUCAUCUGAAUUAAUGCUACCAAAUGUGCACGAUAAUUCACCAACAAAGUUAUCGGCUUCCAUGUUACGUGGACAGGCUCUUCGAAGCUUGGAAAUAGUAGAUUCGUCGAAAUUGCUGGACAGUGUACAUGGUAAUAAAUUAGAUGGCCAAUUUGGAACUUUUUCAGCAAGUGCUCAGAAUCAAAAGUUAAAUUAUCAGAGAGAUAAGGUUGAAAAUGGUUCAUUGAAGCUUGUUGCUUUUUCUGAUGGAUCACUUCCACUUGUAACAACUGAACAUGCUACAAACCCAAGGAAUCAAUAUUUGUCUGGUGCAAAAUCUGGGGAUUCUUUUAUGAUAAAAUCUGUUUCCAACCCUCCACAAAAUAAGGGGGCAUUCUGUAUGAGCGCACACGAGGAUUGUCUGGAUCUGGAUGAUGAUGCUUAUCCAGAUGGAGCUGGCUCCUUUUCCCCUGUUGAGAAAGAAAUGACGAGCUCCAUUGUUGUGAUUAAGGAAACUACCUCUGGCACUGAAGCAAUUGAACAGCAGAAUCCAUCAGCAUUACCUGUAAUAAUGCCACCUAAAAGUUCUACAAUUGAUGGUGAGGCUCAUAUUAGGACUGCUGAUGAGUCUAUGGUUGGUGAGAAAGUUGAUGCAUCAACCUCUACGACAUCAUCCAUCCCUGAUCCAACCUUCAAGCCAUUUACAGAAGCUACACAAACAAGUUUUGGUUUUGAGAAGCCUUCACAAAAUGGAUCAAUUGCUAAACCUCCUCUGUUUACUUUUGGGAAUAAAGUUGUUUCAUCAACAGAGUUAACUGCUCCUGGUGCUCCAUCAAAGGAGAUAGCCAUACCAGGUCCAAUAUUUGGUUUUGAAAAAGUGGCUUCAUCCAAGGAGCCUGUUGCUGAUGUUCCAUUGGUGGACUUAUGCCCCAAUAUUUUUUUUAACAAGGUUCCACCAAUGCCAUUUUCCGCUUCAUCAUCAGUUGAUGGAAAAUCCACUUUUCUAAAACUUGGUGCUUCUUCUGACCUAAAGCUGGGAAGCUUAAUCAGCUCAACUACUGUUGUUGGUACAACUGAUUCGAUGCCAAAAGUUCAGGAAUCUGGUAAUGGCAAUACUGAGACUGAUAUGGGUACUGGAUCUUCUGUUAGGGCAUCAGAACUAGCUAAUUCAUCUGCGGCCUCAACAUCAUUGUUGACAUCAUCCAAGAGUAUAUUCGCGUAUGGCCCCAAUUCAAAUCAAAGUAACGGGUGUCUUUUUUCAAGCCCUUCAUUUUCUUCUUUUCCACCUCUUGUAUCAAAUAAUCAGAAUAUAUUCAGUAGUUCAUCUGCUGCCACUAAUGCUACUGCGGAUUCUACUGGCAAUGGCAUGGCAACUACCACUUCUGCGACAAUUGCAUCAACUAAUAGCAGUUCCUCCACCCCAGUGGCGGCAUCUUCAUCAACAACUUCAUCUUCUGGUUCAGAACUGCCGGAAACUAGCAACCAGGACACAAGAAUCGGUAGUCUUAGCAGCACUGCCUUUGGUAGCACAUCUGCAGGGAGUGGUAUGUUUGGUUUUAACUCUUCAACAAUGACAACUGUAAAUAGCCAGUCUCAGAGUUCUGUCAUUGGUUCUUGCAGUAAUUCUGUGCUUGGUGCCCAGUCAUCUUCUGUUACAAGUGGGUUUGCAACUUCUACUCAGACACAGUCAGUUCUAUUUGGUUCAUCACCGUCGUCCCCUUCAUUUGGACUGAUUGGGAACACACUGUUUUCUUCGAGCAGUUUAUCAUUACCUUCAUCCAGUCCUUCAGCAAGUGGCACAUUUUCUUCUGGGAGUUCGUUGUUUCCUUCUUCAAGUUCUGCAUCAAAUGCUUUCAGUUCUGGCACUACUUUUGGACUUGGCACUUCUGCUUCCUCUUCAGAGGUCAACCCUGUUAUCUCCAAUAGUGGUGUAAGUUCUACUUUAUUUGGGUCUAGUUGGCAGACCAGCAAGUCUCCAUUUGCUUCUGGGUUUUCCUUUGGAACUUCCGCCACAUCUGUUUGUUCUGCCAGCUUACCGACGAUGUUUUCAUCAACCAACAAUGAAUCAACUCAAUUCCCAUUCACUUCAGCAGCAGCCUCUACCUCCACACAGCCUGCUUUUGGAAGUCCUAAUCCUGUCUUCACCGUUCCUGUCAAUAAUGAUCAGAUGAGUAUGGACAGUAUGACUGAGUAUACAGUUCAAGCUACUCCACGUGCGACUCCAAUAUUUGGUCAGCAACCUGCCCCAGUUCAAUCUAAUUUUGUAUUUGGAUCAUCAACUCCGUCAGGAGCCAGUCCUUUCCAGUUUGGUUGUCAACAGAAUAUUGCUUCAGAGAACCCUUCUCCAUUCCAGGCUUCUGGUAGUCUAGGAGGUAGUUUCUCACUGGGCACAGAUGGUGGUGGUGGUGCCAAAUCUGGUCGAAAAAUUGUGAAAGUUAAACAUAGACGGCGCAAGUAGGACCGUUAUUUAUGAAAAUGGUUACUUCUAUCGCUGCCGCAGGCUGCAACAAAUGCAUAAGCUCUGCAGAGUGAUUGCUGCUCACAUGGCAGUCUGGACAGGUGAGGUGCUAUAGCUAACCAGCAUAUGCUAAAGCUUGUCAUUCAUCUUUCGCCUUUCAUAUCUCAAUGGAGUACGAGGCUGAAAUAUUCCCAAUUUUGUAGUAGUAUGAUAUGAUGGAACAUGACUUGCCGUACUAGUAAUGGUUUUAGGUCAUAGAGUCCAUGAUUUGGCCAGUUGUGAUGAUAUCCACAAAGAUUGUCGUAUCCUCGCUAGUUGUAACAUAACCAGAAUUAGAAUCAAUUUAUAAUUUUGAAUAUAUUUGCAGUAUAAAUUAGCAUAA